Cylas formicarius (sweet potato weevil) is the source of this 1598-nucleotide messenger RNA. RefSeq names its product retinoblastoma-binding protein 5 homolog (gene Rbbp5). The coding region runs from base 106 to 1542 and encodes 478 amino acids. The transcript is spliced from 10 exons. NCBI's taxonomy places the organism in Eukaryota, Metazoa, Arthropoda, Insecta, Coleoptera, Brentidae. Gene Ontology annotation, cellular component: Set1C/COMPASS complex. The record is from RefSeq and is a predicted model, not a curated record. Gene Ontology annotation, molecular function: protein binding.
GGCAGUUUUUAGACAUGACUAUACCAAAUCCUGUUCUGUACCAGCAUGGAAAAAUGAAAAUAAACAAAUUGUAAUAACGUGAAUUUUUGGGAAUUGCUUUUGAAAAUGAACUUGGAGCUUUUAGAAUCCUUUGGACAAAAUUACCCCGAAGAAUUUGAUGGUACACUAGAUUCACUUUCCAUUGCUUUAACAUGUGCUUUUAAUAAACGCGGGACCUUACUUGCUGUUGGUUGUAACGAUGGACGAAUUGUCAUAUGGGACUUUCUUACACGGGGCAUAGCAAAAAUUAUCUCGGCCCAUGUACAUCCAGUUUGUAGCAUCAGUUGGUCCAGAAAUGGGCAUAAGAUUGCUUCUGCUUCGACGGAUAAUACAGUUUGCAUAUGGGAUGUUUUGCAUGGCGAGUGUGAACAAAAAUACAGAUUUCCUUGCCCUGUUUUGAAGGUGCAAUUUGAACCAAGAAAUUUGGAAAGACUGUUAAUUUGUCCAAUGAAACAUGCCGCUGUAUUAGUUGACACCAAUGGAGGACACCAAGUUUUGCCUAUAGAUGAAGAUGGGGAUCUGAACAUAGUAGCCUCCUUUGAUAGGAGAGGGGACUAUGUGUACACGGGCAAUGCCAAAGGAAAAGUCUUGGUGUUGGACUCAAAAUCCUUAGAAAUUAAGGCCAGUUUCAGAAUUAUGCUGGGCACCUCCAGUGCAACAGCUGUCAAAAGUAUAGAAUUUGCAAGGAGGGGAGACUGUUUUUUAAUAAAUACAGCGGACCGAGUGAUUAGAGUUUACAACAGUAAGGAAGUUCUGGCAUGUGGGAAAGAAGGUGAACCAGAACCAAUUCAGAAGCUACAAGAUUUAGUAAAUAAAACAAUGUGGAAAAAAUGUUGCUUUUCUGGUGACGGGGAGUAUAUUUGUGCUGGCUCAGCUCGGCAACAUGCGCUCUACAUUUGGGAAAAAUCGAUAGGCAAUUUGGUUAAAAUUUUGCAUGGAACCAAAGGUGAACUUUUAGUGGAUGUUGCAUGGCAUCCAGUCCGACCUAUUAUUGCCAGUAUUUCGUCAGGUGUUGUGAGUGUGUGGGCCCAAAAUCAGGUUGAAAAUUGGUCGGCUUUUGCGCCCGACUUUAAAGAGCUUGACGAAAAUGUAGAAUAUGAGGAGAGGGAAAGUGAAUUUGACAUCACGGAUGAGGACAAGUCUGUUGCCAGUGGCGGCGAUGCGAAAGAGGAUACGGAUUUGGAGGUGGACGUGUGUGCCAUAGAACCUGUCGCCGCGUUUUGCAGUUCGGACGAAGAAGACGGCAACAUGGAUUGUCUACAGUUUUUGCCUAUAGCGCCCGAGAUCGAAGAUCCAGAGGACAACUGGAACGCAGUGGACUCGAAUCUGGCUCCGUCUGGCCAAAGCAACGGGCCCCCUCCGGCGAAGAAGAAGAAGUACAAGUCGUACGACAUCGCGUUGGAAAACGUCAGCGAUGGAGAAGUGCACCCCUUGUUAAGCAAUAAAUCUAAGGAUAAACACAUAGGAGGCGUAAAGAAGGGAGUAGGAAGGCCCAGAAAAUGAGUAGUUCUUUGCUUUCGGCUUAAACAUUGUGUGUGUUUCACCUUUUUUUCUUCCUA